Molecule: messenger RNA, 4378 nt
Organism: Neogale vison (American mink)
Lineage: Eukaryota; Metazoa; Chordata; Mammalia; Carnivora; Mustelidae
Gene: NINL
Product: ninein like
Exons: 24
Coding region: 141-3620 (1159 amino acids)
Biological process (GO): microtubule anchoring at centrosome
Cellular component (GO): centrosome
Molecular function (GO): calcium ion binding
Source: RefSeq, a predicted model, not a curated record
GCCGCGUCGGGGCCUCCAGACACAAAGAGCUGCCAGCGGGACGAGCCCUGGGUUCCCCGCGCGAGCUAGCCCCGUCGGCUCGCGCCCCUGUGCCCAGCGCAGGGGAGACCAGAGGCGGCCACCGCCCAGCUUGCUAUGGGAUGGACGAAGAAGAAGAGAACCACUAUGUUUCACAGCUCAGGGAAGUCUACAGCAGCUGUGACACAACAGGGACAGGCUUUCUGGACCGGGAGGAACUGACCCAGCUCUGCCUCAAGCUGCAUCUGGAAAAGCAGCUGCCCAUCCUUCUGCAAACACUUCUUGGAAAUGACCACUUUGCCAGGGUUAACUUUGAGGAAUUUAAGGAAGGUUUUGUGGCAGUAUUGUCAUCAAGUGCUGGUGUUGGCUCCUCUGAUGAAGACAGUAGUUCUUUGGAAUCAACGGCCUCUCGUGCUGUCCCACCAAAGUACGUGAGUGGCUCUAAGUGGUACGGUCGCUGGAGCCGGCCCGAGCCUGAGCCAGGUGGCCCUGCAGUAGGAGCCAAAUUUUUACCAGAAGAGCAGUCCUGGACCCCUGGGAGAGGCCAGCUCUGCCGCUCUGCAUCUUUGGAAAGUGUGGAGAGUCUCAAGUCAGAUGAAGAAGCUGAAAGUGCUAAAGAACCUCAGAAUGAGUUGUUUGAAGCACGAGGCCAGCUGCCGGCUUGGGGUUCUGAGGUCUUUGGGUGUCUCCAGAAGCCCUGCAGCCCCUCCUUGGACACCCCUGAGAGCCGGGUCCGGGGCAUCUGGGAAGAGCUGGGUGUUGGCAGUAGCGGCCACCUGAAUGAGCAAGAGCUGGCCAUCGUCUGUGAAAGCAUCGGGCUCCAGGGACUGGAGAAGGAGGAACUGGAGGAUCUGUUUAACAAACUGGAUCAAGACGGAGACGGCAGAGUGAGUCUUGAGGAAUUCCAGCUUGGCCUGUUCAAUCAUGGGCCCACUUCACUUCCAGAAUCUUCCACUCCUGUCAAACCGAGCAUGUCCUGGUCUCAUUACCAGGUCCUGGAGGAGGGUGGCUGCCCAACUGCCACAACAUCGUCCCUUGUGUCUGUGUGCUCAGGCCUGCGUCUCUUGUGCAGCAUUGAUGACGGCACUGGCUUUGCAGUUCCGGAGCAGCUCAUCGCCCUGUGGGCCCAGGAGGGAAUUCCGAAUGGCAGGGAGAUCUUGCAGAGUCUCGACUUCAGUGUGGACGAGAAGGUGAACCUUUUGGAGCUGACCUGGGCCCUUGAGAAUGAGCUCAUGAUGGUUGGUGGUGCCACUCAGCAGGCAGCCUUGGCCUGCUACCGCCAGGAGCUGACCUUCCGCCAGGGGCAAGUGGAGCAGAUGGCAAAGGAGCGAGACAAGGCGAGGCAGGACCUGGAGAAAGCAGAGAAGAGGAACCUGGAGUUUGUGCAAGAGAUGGAUGACUGUCACUCUGCCCUAGAGCAGCUCACAGAGAAGAAAAUUCAACAUCUGGAGCAGGGGUACCGGGAAAGGUUGAGCCUCCUGCGAUCCGAGGUGGAGAGGGAACGUGAGCUGUUCUGGGAGCAGACCUGCAAGCAGAGGGCCAUGCUGGAGAAGGACCUGGAGCGCCUGCAGGCCGAGGAGGCCAGCCUCCGGGAGAAGCUGACCCUGGCCCUGAAGGAAAACAGUCGAUUACAGAAGGAGAUUAUUGAAGUUGUGGAAAAGCUUUUGGAAUCAGAGAAGCUGGUCUUGAAACUUCAGAAUGACCUGGAGUUUGUGUUGAAGGAUAAGCUGGAACCACAGAGCACAGAGCUCCUGGCCCAGGAGGAGCGGUUCGCGGAGGUCCUAAAGGAGUAUGAGUGCAAGUGCCGGGCAGGCUUCACACAGCUCCGCUCCUCGCCGCUCCUCAGGCAGCUGUUCUGGCUGCAGGGAUUGUCUGGCUCUGCCCUACAGGACCUGCAGGACCGCAAUGAUGAGCUGCAGGCUGCACUGGAAGGCCUGCAGGCACGGUUGCCCCCAAGCUGGCAUAGCCAGCCCCAUGCGCAGCCAGAGGAAUGGCUCCUCUCUGGACACGGACCAGCAGGCAUUUCAUUUGUUGGUGACUCCAUUCCAGUGAGUUUAGAAACGGAGAUAAUGGUGGAGCAGGUGAAAGAACACUGCCAAGACCUCAAGAUCCAGCUGGAGACCAAGGUCAAUUCCUACGAAAGGGAAAUGGAAGCGAUGAGAAGGGACUUCAUGAAGGAGAGGGAGGAGAUGCAGCAGUCCUUCAGGCUUGAGAUCCACAUGCUGGAGUGCCGUAGGGCCAACCUGGAGGUGCUGCUUAGGAAGUCUCAGGAGCUCAUCCAAGACCUGCAGGACCAGCUCCAGCAGGUGACCCGCGGCCCUCUGCCGGAGAGGGCAGACUUGGGGCAGUGCUGCAUGCAGGCGCUAUCUGGCCCGGCUGGGCUGCUGGCCCAAGAGCAGGACCUGCUGGAGCAGGAGCAGCACCAGAGGCAUCGGACUGAGUUGCCACGAGUCAGGAAAGAGGCUGAAGUUGUGCGGAACUACGAGCUCUCAAGGAUGCAAGCCCAGCAGGCUGCCCACUGUAAGCUCUUAGUGCUGCAGCCUCUGCAGGAGAAGGAAGAGGUGCUACUGAGCCCCCUGCUGCAAGUCCAUGAGGUGGCUGGGAAGGAGCAGCUCAAGGCCCUGCAGGAGGAAGAGGCCAACAUGGCCCUGGAGAGAGAGAAGGAUGACAUGAAAACCAAACGUCUGCAGCUGGAAGAUGUCAUCCGGGCUCUUGAGAAAGAAGCAGAUUCGAGAAAGAGCAACAGGAAGGAAAUCGAGGUUUUAAAGAGAAACCAGGAAAAGAGCUGCUCUGAAGUGGAAGAACUCAACAAACAGAGUCAGAAAUGUAGGGAUGAAGUGUCGCAGCUCAAUGAGAAGGUCCUUCAGCAGGGAGAGGUGGCCUCUCCCCACCAGGCCCAGAAUGAGAACUGCAUCACCAUUCAGCUAUUAACACAGAGACUGGAGGAGGUGGGGCAGUGGGAGGAGCUGCAGGGUGAGCACAUCCAAAAACUUGAACUUGAACUCAAACACAUGAAUCAGGAAUGUCGGAGCCUGAGACUGUCACAGUCACAGCUGAGAGAGACUCUUGAAGAAAGUCAAGACCAGCUGCACAGAGCCAACCUGGGGUUGAGGUUGGCCCAGUCCCAACACUCUGAGGAGGUUCAUCGGCUGCAGGAGCAGAUGCAGGGGCUGGUGCCUCGGGACCAUGUGGCUGAGCUGCAGCAGCUGCUAGAAGAGGAACGGCAGGUGGCUUGGCGGUUCCGUGAGGAGUGCCUUCUCCAGAAGGAAAAGGGGAGGCGGUUGGAGACACAAUGGGAAGAACAUGAAAAAGAGCUUAAAGACACGGAAGAGCAGGUAGAAGAGAUGGGAAUGGUUCUGAAGAAUGUGGAAAUACUCCUACAAGAAAAAGUGGCUGAGCUGAAAGAACAGUUUGAAAAGAACACAAAGUCUGAUUUGCUGCUCAAGGAUCUCUAUGUGGAAAAUGCUCACCUGAUGAAGGCACUUCAGGUCACCGAAGAGAAGCUACAAGGUGCUCGGAAGAGAAACCACAUUUUGGAGGAAAAAGUUAGAGCUCUCAACAGACUCAUCAGUAAGAUUGCUUCAGCUUCUCUCUCUGUGUGAAGAAGACUGCUUGUUUUCCUGGAAUUCAUUUUGAAAGAACAUCUUUUAAAAUUAAGCCACCAUAGUGCCAUAACUUUCUAUGGUUCAUUGGCUGUGCACCGGGCAUAGCAGGUUUCUGAUUCUUUCAUUGUUCACCUCACACACAUUUUAAAAAUGUCUGUUGUGCCAGAUGCUCAGAAAAUAGACAUGCUGGAAAAAACUACAUUUUUAUUAGUAGUCCUGGGUAAUUUCUGUAGGUAAAAUUCCCAGUUUUGCUACCAGUGGGUGAAACAGAUUAUGCCAGCUUUCAGCGAAGAGUAAAAGAAAAUGGUAAAAUUAAUUUCAGUGUUGUACUUUUGACCUUGGCUGCAGAGAGUAAAAUGAAAAAUAAGUGCUCUGGACACUUUCGCCCUUUCAUUGUUACUGCUUUGGGUUUAGAUCAUUAGCAUUCUCAAUCUGGGUCUAUACAGACAUUCUAGAAGGACUACUCACUGUGACUGUCCACCCUUCUCCACCACAGGAAGAUGUUUGAGGAGUGCCUAUUUUAUGUCUGUGGACUCAGGGAUGAGAGUAUUUAUAGUGAAUGCAAUCUUGUCCUCAAUGAAAUGUCAUCACACUGGAAAUUGUAUUAUAUAUGUAAAGAAGAAAAACUAUAGUUUUAUAUCCAAAAUAUAUGUAAGUUAUGGUCAUUUGGUUUAUGAGAACAAACUAUGAAAAGUACUAUGAAGAGUCACUGUAUUUACAAAAACUCUUUUCUAUUAAAAUUGUUUUAACUUCUA